AUGUCAUAUUAUAUAGGAGUGAUCCCCACUAUGCUCAAGGUUACGCUUGAAGACUUGCCCCGAGACGGUGAUUCAUGUCUUCUAGACUUCAUUUCUGACGACGAGUAUGAUGAGGAGGAGGUUUUGCGCAAAUGUUCAGAACGCGAGGAACUCAUCACGCUUGCUGAUGGUUUUCCAGAAACUAUCAUAUUUGUGGGUCUUCCUAUUGUAGGAAGAGAAAAGUAUAACAGAUUAGUAGAGGUUGUAAAUAGGUCACUGAACAAAGAUUUUGCGGCCAAACAGUUGAGGCUUAGUCAGCCCUUUACCCUCGAAAUACCACAGGACGAUAAUGGCCAGACACAAGGCGUGGGAUUCAUCACAUGUGCCAAAGCUGAUGAGGCAAUACGAAUUUUACCUCAUGUAAAAGGUUUCAGAUUGGAUGCCUCUCACACUUUUAACGCCGUGAUGAUUGAUAAUUAUGACUUCAUCAUUUCCAAUCAAAAUACAUGCAAAUCUCCAUUGACAAAUUUCGGAUUCACUAGGGAAGAAUUUAGGAUGUGGCUAUUAGAUCCCAAGAGCAGGGAACAAUUUGUCAUUCGAUACCAAGAUGAAACUGAGAUUCACUGGUGGGAUCCAGUGGAACGGGAGCCAAUUAUGCAUUACGAUGGUAGUCGUGAAAGGGCUGAAGGGAAACGACUAUGGACAGAUUCCCGAGUACAGUGGAGUAAUCAUGGUCUUUACCUCGUUACCUUCCAUAAAAAGGGGAUUUGUCUAUAUGCAGGUGACAAAUUUGAAAGGAAAGUACGUUGCGAGCAUAACAAUGUCAAACAUAUAUCAUUUUCACCCGGGGAUGAAUACAUUCUUACAUGGGAUGGAACUCCCCACAACCCAGAAAAUGACAAGGCAAUCUGCAUUUGGCAAGUUAUCACGGGCGAUUUGUUACGCAGUUUUCCAACUCCACCGAUUUCCCCUAAGGGUUCCGAAUUCCCACAUUUUCUGUGGAAUUACAAUGGCACUAUGAUUGCCAAAAUGGAGAAAAAUGAUGAAACCUCAUCUUUGUGUGUCUAUUCCCUGCCCAGCAUGACAUUGGUCCCUAAUGCUCAGGGCAAAAAAACUAGAUUGCUUUAUGCUGCUGAGAAGUUUGAUUGGUCUCCAUCUGAUAAUAUAAUUUCCAUUGUUAUACCCGGGACCUUUAAUACACCUGCCCGUUUAGUUCUAGUGGAAAUGCCUUCACGAGUGGAACUUGCUUCAAGAAACAUUUAUAACGUCUGCGGUGCAUCCAUGCACUGGCAGGAACGCGGUGAUUACCUCUGCCUCAAGACAAUCGUGAUGAAGAAGACUGGAAAGAGGGGAAAGAAGCAAUUUAAUCAACUCGAGAUAUUUAAAUUGCGAGAGAAGAACAUACCAGUUGACACUAUCCAAAUUGAGGGGGCUGUGGUCAAGCAAAUGCACUGGGAAAUUGGUGUUUUGGAAGGGAGUAGGAGAUUUGCUUUAAUAGUUAAAGAUGAAGAAACGGGAUCACAUUCCAUUAGGUUCUAUAGGAUCAGGGACACCGGAAGUAUUUCAGAUACAGUUUGGAUAACGACAUUCGAUGUAACAUCGCAUUUGAAUCAUAUGGAGUGGUCGCCUGCAGGCAAUUACUUUGUUUUGGGCUGCCUUGGCGCUGAAGGGACGCUUCUAUUCUGCUUCCUCAAUGACAAUGAUAAGGUGGAAGUUAUACAUAAGGAUGAGCAUUUCAUGGUCAACAGCAUUCGUUGGAGUUCAUGCGGCCGCUACGUUUCCACAUGUGUGUGCGUCCCAAUGCCUUCACUUGGAGGCCCCGCUUCCACUGCCACCUUCAGGUUUAGUGCUGAAGCCGGGUAUUGUAUUUGGGGGUUUCAGGGCAAAUUGAUGUACAAAGUAAAGAAGGAGGGGUUGUAUAGCUUUGAUUUCCGUCCACAUCCACCUUCAUUGUUGCCCAGAGAAGAGAUUGAGAAGAUCAAGAAAAAUAUAAAAACAUAUUCUAAGCGAUAUGAUGCGAUAGACGAACAGGCCAGGACCGAACAGAAGAACGCAUGUCGUGCCAAACGCCAGGCGAACAUUGAUUCAUUUAAACAAAUCAUCAAUUCACUCCUAGAGUGGCACGCACAGGAUGUACUGUACCAGGAAUACGAAAAUGCUUGGGUUUCAUUUGACGCGCAGUUCCAAUGGGAAGACUCCGAAUAUGUCAUACAACAGGUUUUGGAUACCCGAGAAGAAUUUGUCUCUUGA
Babesia microti strain RI is the source of this 2229-nucleotide messenger RNA. RefSeq names its product translation initiation factor eIF-3 subunit 9. The transcript is spliced from 12 exons. Bases 1 to 2229 code for a protein of 742 amino acids. The record is from RefSeq and is a predicted model, not a curated record. Gene Ontology annotation, biological process: translational initiation. Gene Ontology annotation, cellular component: eukaryotic translation initiation factor 3 complex. Gene Ontology annotation, molecular function: translation initiation factor binding; translation initiation factor activity; RNA binding. Lineage: Eukaryota; Apicomplexa; Aconoidasida; Piroplasmida; Babesiidae.